This is a messenger RNA of Fulvia fulva, 1224 nucleotides long. RefSeq lists its product as uncharacterized. The transcript has a single exon. Bases 1 to 1224 code for a protein of 407 amino acids. Lineage: Eukaryota; Fungi; Ascomycota; Dothideomycetes; Mycosphaerellales; Mycosphaerellaceae. The record is from RefSeq and is a predicted model, not a curated record.
AUGACCCUCGUUUCAAGAACAUGGCAUGCUCUAUCUAUUCCCUACUUGCUCCAGAACGUUGAACCGGGCUCACACAACCACGGUCAGUUGGUCCCAUUCCUGGGCUCCAUGGAAAUUCUUGAGAUGGAUCACUCCGGCAUUCUCAUCCGGCAACGCACCUUCCUACGUCUGAUGACUGCCAAACCAGAACUGGCUAGACAUGUCCACAAUCUGACCUGGACGUUUUUCUGGCAAGACGAGAAUGAGAAAGGACCCACCGCUCUGGACCGAGAGACUUGGAACGUAUUCAGCAGAUUAGAGAACGUAACAAGUCCGGAUCUGGCGCAGUAUACCAACGUCGACGCGUGCCAUGAUCCACUGGUGCGACAGAACCCACCCAGGAUGUUUCCGAGAGUGACUAGCCUUCGUCUCGAAGGAUGGAUGCAUCGGAGACUUGUUACUGCGAUCAUGACUUCCAUCUGUCCUAGCAAACUUCGCAGCUUGAAGCUUGACGGUCUCAAUGAUGAGGGUUUGCUGCCGGAUGGGCAUUCUAUGGUUGUGCAGAUCGAGAGACAGUACGCCCGAGACAUCAGUCGUGCUCGGCCUGGAGAUCUGUCUCCUUUCGACGACGAUAUGGUACAACGACAGAAGCUGGGCUCUGCCUGUAGCUUCUCAGGACCAACGUGGUACCCAUUACGAUACCUGGCAGGGUUCCGACUCGACUCACUGUCUACACUGGACGUCCAGCUGUCUCCGUUGUCAGGAAGGGAUGAUCGUAACUACUUGACGCUCUUUCAGGGAGUCGCGGAUGUUCUCCGUACUGCCAGGCAGAGCUUGACUUUCGUUCGGAUCGCCUUCGGCGAGAGUCCUCAGCAUCAUGGGCCGAUCAGCAGUGGGUGUGGCAAUGCACGGGCAGGGUGGGUCCGGUAUCAGCCGCAGUGUGUAGCCAUGGCCUCGAUAUUCUCGCUCUAUGUCCUCCCCGUGCUGUGCGACGAGCACUUUCCGCGGCUGGCGAAGCACGAUUGUGAAGGCUUUCGUCUGAUAAAGGAUCUUGGUGGAGAUCCGAGGAACCUGGAGCGUGGAGACAGCAUUCGAGAGUACCAACAAGCACUUCUGCUCCCUGAUGUGUCGAUCAUGGCGAAGGCUUGUGUCGAUUAUCGUUGGAUCGGGCAACACGGAAUUUCAGACCAUCAUCCACAUCCAGAGAGCUUGGGACAGGUAACAAACAUCUUUUUGAGCAGCUGA